This is a messenger RNA of Lolium rigidum, 901 nucleotides long. RefSeq names its product uracil phosphoribosyltransferase-like. Gene Ontology annotation, molecular function: uracil phosphoribosyltransferase activity. Gene Ontology annotation, biological process: uracil salvage. Lineage: Eukaryota; Viridiplantae; Streptophyta; Magnoliopsida; Poales; Poaceae. The record is from RefSeq and is a predicted model, not a curated record. The transcript is spliced from 11 exons. The coding region runs from base 65 to 748 and encodes 227 amino acids.
CUCUGCACCAGAACCCUAGCAGCCACAGAGCCGCCUCGGCGCCUCCUGUUCUCGAUUCCACAGGAUGGAAAUCUGCAACCACGACCUCGCCGUCAACGCCAUGAACGGCUUCAAGGUAGUGGUGCCCCCUCACCCGCUCAUCAGCCACUGGGUCUCCGUCAUCCGCGAUCAGUCCACGCCCACCCACUCCUUCAGAAGUGCCAUGGGGGAGCUUGGCAGAUUGCUCGCCUAUGAGGCGACCAGAGAUUGGCUGCCAACGGUACCACGGGAGGUCCAGACACCUAUGGGCACAGCUGUUGUAGACUCGGUCGAUCCUAUGGAGCCUAUCAUGAUUGUGCCUAUUCUACGAGCAGGACUUGCCCUGGCUGAGCUUAUGGCAUCAAUUUUUCCGUCAACCGCAACUUUCCACUUAGGUAUGGCUAGGAAUGAGACAACACUACAGCCCUCCGUAUACUUGAACAAGUUGCCUGUUAGUUUCCCAAAAGAAUGCAAUAUUCUCCUUGUUGAUCCUAUGCUUGCAACUGGUGGAACAGUAGUAGCGGCAGUUGAUCUGCUGAAAGAGCGCGGGGCUGAGAUCAGCCAAAUAAGAAUUAUAUGUGCUGUUGCUGCUCCUCCGGCCAUCAAGAAGCUCAAUGAAAGAUUCCCAGGGAUCUGUGUGUAUACAGGAGCUAUGGAUCAAACCGUGAAUGAAAAAGGUUUCAUCGUUCCUGGCCUUGGGGAUGCCGGAGACCGCAGCUAUGGAACUUGACAACGUUCUUUAUUAGGAAGCUUAGACACAUCAAUGAUCUAGUGGAAUUUUUCGAUUUCUUAGUGAUGUAAGCCACAGCUUUUUGUGGUAUACAUGAAAAACUCGAAUUCCAUGUUUUCAGAAAUCAAUAAACAUAGCCAAGGAUAUCCAUCA